CACAUGACAGAGCCGAAGCCAAAAGUCGAUGUCACCAGCCAGUUGGUUGCCAUCACAUACAUUACAUCAGAAGAGCCAUCAGCUAUCCACCACACUGACAGGAUUUCUCCACUCAAUUAGUUGUUUCUAGUCUAUUCGUUUGGUUACGUUCAGAGGAACGAAGAUGCGACCAGUGUGUCUCUUGUCGUUGGUAUGGGUGCCUUUGUGGCAUGUGCUUUUCUGCGAUGCCUUUACUACCCGUCCUAUUGCUGAAUUCCAAAGAAGAAGACGACUGUUCCAUCAUCAUCAUGACAAGUCUACAAGCAUUCAUACUACAAGUAGUAGAGUUCGGUCGUCGUUGCGUCUGUUGAUGACGGCCAGUGAGGACCAAGAAGGAGAAGAGGAGGGCAGCAGCGCCAAUACUACGGAUACGGAUACUUCUAUACCAACCACUCUGGGUGCUGCUACUAGCAGCAAGCAGAAGAAGCAAUCGACCGUGGCGGCUGUGGCAUCUACCAAGGACACGUCUACCAUGUUUGGUGCGAAACCGUCCUUCAAGUUGACCAAGUCUUCUUCUUCCAGCACUAGUACUAGUAGUAGUAGUAGGGCGUCGUCUGCCACGAACAAGAAGGAAAGUCGUUGGGAUUCCUUUGAUUACUACCAACACUGGUACCCCGUGACGUGGGCAUGCGAUGUUCUGCCCGAUCGUCCCACCAAAGUGACACUGUUUGAUGUCGACUAUGUCAUUGCCUACGAUUCCACGCGCCAGCAAUGGACGGCCCUACGAGAUCAAUGUCCUCACAAAGCCGCCGCUCUGUCGGAAGGCCGCUUGACCGAAUCGGGCUUCAUUCAGUGUGCCUAUCACGGAUGGUCGUUCAAUGGAACCACGGGAGACUGUGUCCAAAUUCCACAAUCCAUUCAAGACGUCACUACUGACCCCACAGUAACAAACUUUCCAGCACGCGCUUGUGCCAAACCGAUUGCCAUUUGCGAACAUCAAUCCAUGGUCUGGUUGUGGCCGGGCACAGACAACAUGCCCACAAAGACGCCCCCCAGUGUCCCGGAAAUGGAGUUGCCCGGAUGGCGCAUUACACGGGUCGUCCGCGAUUUCCCCAUGGUCGAUUGGUCACUGCUUGUCAGUAAUAUUCUCGACCCGGAUCACGGUGCAUUUGCCCAUCAGAAUCUCAAUUUUGACUUUUACACCGCCAGUCCACAUCAUCCCCAAACCAUUACGGAGAAUUUUGAUCAAAAUGGAUGGGAACUCACGGCAUCCGUUCCGGCCGUCGACAAGUUACUGGCCGUCGAUCGCGCCAAACGACAAUUUCUAGGAAUGAAAACCAAACCACCGAAAAAGACCAAACCAGCGAGUUUUGGAAGUACACCAGAAACGCCACCGGAAGAAACACUCCAAGCCACGUCGCAUUUCAUGGCACCCACCACGGUCUCCAUGAGUCGACGCAAUGUCACGGACGGUUCCACCAAGUUUAUUACCGCCUUUUGGGUAUGUCCCGUCGGCACCGGCAAGAGUCGAUUCAUGUCUGCGGCCAUUGGACAAGUUCCCAUUCAAGUGCCACGGUGGAUAUUGCAAGUCAAUCUCAAUCGAUUCCUCGAUCAAGAUACUGUCUUGGUAGCGUCGCAACAACCACCCAUUUUGACGGCCGAAGCACAAGGCGUCGAACGACCCCGGGCAUCCCUCUUUGCCUACGGGAGUGCCACCGAUAAAACGGUACGACUCAUUGACAAUUUUUGGGAUACGACUCUCCAUAAAGCACCCAAUCGAGCCCGGACACUGCAACAAUUACACUAUGCUGGAGCACUGCAACACACACCCGCUCGGGAAAUUGUACUGGAUCGACGCACACAGCAUUUGACUAUUUGUCCCGAUUCGCAGGGACUGGUACGCAAUUGCAAACGCAUUACGCGAACCGGCUUACUAUUGACGGCCGCCUGGAUGGCACGGGUCUUGUGGUUGCGGGCCAUUCCCAAACGGACACUCCCACUCGCCGUACUGUCCACCUUGGUGGCAUGGGUGGCUCAUCAAGUACGGAAACAAUAUUAUUUUGUCAAGACAGAGGCAUCAAGGGACAAGGAUUUGAGUCAGAUCCCCGUCAAGGCGUGGGUGGAUCCGUAGUGAAUGAUGAUAAAAUGACGGCGACGACGACAAUACUACUAAGAUAUAUAAGUAGUAAGUGUGGUGGCUGUAGAAGAGUGACCAUGAUGCUACUAUUAGAGAAAUAACUACACGAAUGUUACACCGUAAU
Messenger RNA from Seminavis robusta, 2240 nucleotides. The record is from the annotation of a GenBank genome assembly. Lineage: Eukaryota; Bacillariophyta; Bacillariophyceae; Naviculales; Naviculaceae.